AUGUCUAAUGAUUUGUAUCACUGCCAGAGAUGCAAUUCGCCUAUAAAUUUAGACAGUACAUUGCUAAAAGUAUCACCACAACAAUUGAGGCUUUUGAUAAAUAGGAGUCUCCCUGGUGGCGAUUUAGAAUCAGACAGAAAUCAUGUAUCAGAUUGUGAUCCAAGUACCUUCAUCCCACAAGACAGACUAGAGCUUUACAGUACUGUAAGUAAUAAUAAUCUGCCCAUCAAGUUUACAGAUCUUAUUGAAGUUGCUGACAAGUCUGAUUCUGCUAUAUUAAACUCUAAUUCAUACGUCUUACUACCGGAAGAUGAAAAUGCAGUUAAAAGUAUUCCUAAAGACUCACAAGGUUUGAAGGGAACUGAUCAAAUAGAUGAUCCUUCUAAUUCAAUUUCUUCUAGGAUUCGUACAUUAGCAGUAAUAUUCGAAAUAUUAUCUACUAACCAAGAUGUCGAUCAUCCAUUGUGUUCAGACUGCUCUAACAUGUUGAUUGAUAAUUACAGAUCGAAAUUCGAUAAGAGUCAGAAGGAGAAGGAAAGUUAUUUACAAUUUUUGAGGAAAUUGAAGGAUAAAGAUGCGAUGACAAAUAUUAAUAACGACGAAUUGGAUCUGAUCAUAUCUAAGUCAAUUGAGGAGUUCCAUGAUCUAUCAUUGAAAGAGUAUGAGAAUCUAGAUAAACUCAAAUACUUGGAGGUGAAGAAACUAGAGUUGGAAUCAGAAUUGCAUCACUUAGGAUCAGAGCUAAGGCGGUUAAAUGACAGUGACCUAACGGCAGCCCUCGCCCUAAAGAAUAAGCUUACUUUGAAAUUGUCAGAGCAAAGGGAUAAGCUUGAUCAAUCUAGGGCAUCGUAUAAUAACCGUAUGAACCAUUUGGAUAUGCUUAGAAAUAUAAAUAUUUACUCCACUUUCUUUCAGAUAUCAUUCGAUAAGGAUGAUAUUUAUGGGACCAUAAAUGGAUUUAGAUUAGGAUAUCGAAUCCCGUACCCAGAGAUCAAUGCAGCACUCGGACAAAUAGUAUUAUUGUGCAUAUUUUUGGUAAGACGACUCAAAUUUAAGUUAAAAGAUUAUAAGCUCAUCCCUAUGGGUUCACAAUCUCAAAUAAUUAAUUAUUCAAUCUCAAAUAACCAUGAUCAGAGAAAAGUGAGGACAAAAUCCAUUUUAAACUUAUAUGCUUCGAACGAAUUUUCGCUAGGAAAGCUCUUUAAUUUCAAUAAGUUAGACGUAUCCAUGAUAGCCCUCCUUGACGUUGUAUCGCAAAUAGAGAACAAGUUGAUAAGUAUAGAUCAAGAUAUUGAAAUACCCUAUCGUAUUUCGUCGAGAAAUGACUCGCUAGGAGGAAAAAGUAUAAGGAUUACCUCGAAUGCAGAAUGGACUCAAGGUUGCAAGUUUCUCUUGACUAAAUUGAACUGGAUACUUUCGUAUACUAGUGCACAUACUUCUCCUACAUAA
Molecule: messenger RNA, 1449 nt
Organism: Priceomyces carsonii
Lineage: Eukaryota; Fungi; Ascomycota; Pichiomycetes; Serinales; Debaryomycetaceae
Product: beclin 1
Exons: 1
Coding region: 1-1449 (482 amino acids)
Biological process (GO): late endosome to vacuole transport; autophagy; autophagosome assembly
Cellular component (GO): phosphatidylinositol 3-kinase complex, class III, type II; phosphatidylinositol 3-kinase complex, class III, type I; fungal-type vacuole membrane
Source: RefSeq, a predicted model, not a curated record